Molecule: messenger RNA, 1734 nt
Organism: Coccidioides immitis RS
Lineage: Eukaryota; Fungi; Ascomycota; Eurotiomycetes; Onygenales; Onygenaceae
Exons: 3
Coding region: 1-1734 (577 amino acids)
Source: RefSeq, a predicted model, not a curated record
AUGGCUUCUGUUGAUCUUGACAACAUCCAAUUCUACUUUUCACCUCCAUCAUCUCCAGGCUACAGACUCUCAAGACCCAACAUGGCCCACUCUUCCGCGGGCAUUCUCAUGCUUAACAGCUCAGAUUGCACUGAACUCUCUACAGCUGCAGUUUCCAUUACCACACCAUCUCCAGAACAACCACACCCUCUUGAGAACCUUCACCACCUGCCACCCUUCCAUCCCGCACAGGCAGCUUGGGCGCCCACAACAUCCAGCUUGCUGCAACAAAAACAACAAGAAUCAACAUCAACCUGGGUGGUCUCAAAGAAUUUCAGUCAGGUGCUAGAGGCAUUUGGAAUUGCUGAAAUCAAAACUGUUGAUUUGACCAGUGAUGAUUCUACCAGUCAAGCAUCCUUGCCCAGCAUGAGCUUGUCUAAUCUUGAAUGUCUGCUCCUCCUUUCACUGAUCAGUGACACCUCAGCAGGCAAUUUUGAUGAUAAGAGCUCCUACAUUCCACAGUCACCUAACAGCAAUUCCAUGGUAUCAACCAGGCUUGCGAGCCCAGCAGGUCUGUUGGACAUGACUCUAGAUAAGCCACACAGCAGUAGUCAACGCGAGCACUUCCAUGCAUCAAAGUCUUACACCACUGAGCCCCUAUUCCCACAUUCUGGUGCAGGUGACCCGGUCAAAGUGGGCUCAAGCUGCAAUAUUGACACAGCAGACACUCAGCUUUAUGGGCUUCCUGAUGUCUCUGUACCUUCCUUGUCACAGCCAGAUACUGAGGCUGUUGCUGCCAGCACCAUUGACAGUCCCGCCCAUAUUUCCCAGAAGCAACCACCAACCAGCCCACAACUGCCCAGGUACCCCAGGGUUGAAGUGGUGAUUCCUACUGGCUUUCACACUCGCAAUCUGCCAACCCUUGAUAUCACAGACAAUCAUGGGCCAACCUCAGUAUAUGACUGCAAAUGCCAUGGCAGUGCAGAUGCUGAGCAUGAGUCUUCAGCACCACCUGCAAAGCAGCAAAGAGUGUCACUGCAGCCAUCCAUGUGUUAUAAUUACAGUCAGUCUACAGUAUCUGCAGCAAACCCACCAACACAGAUCCAACAACAAGCCACCACUGAAAAUGCCCAUGCACAUGACAACAACACUGAAGAAAAGGGCAGUGAAGAAGCUGGCACUGGUUUUGUCCAAACAGCUCAUGAAGAGAGUGGCAGGGAGCCUGGACAAGCAGGUCACACAUGCCUAUGCCAGGCAGGUCACGCUCCGCUACCCCCAGAGGAGGCAAUGACGCUGGCUUCUGCCGUUUCCAAGUUUGAGGAGUUGUUGGCUCUUAUCAAAACCGGAUAUCAAACCUCGAAAUGGCAGUUCAAGUUUCCCUUUGAAGACUCGGAGGUUAUUCUCGACGCUGCCCGUCUGAUGAUUUGCUGGAUCGACCACAAUGCGUCUUCGAUUGCGCAAGAUCCUCAGCGGUUGGUGGUGUUCAUCAAAGACUUCGUCAUUAUUCUCUUUGGGUUGGAUCGUGAGUCAGCGACCAAAUACCUCACUGAGAUCUACGACAGCAGCCCCGCAGCUAGCGAAGCGGGUGACGAAGAUGCCAUGAUGGUCGAGGAACCAAGCGCACCUCCUUCGCGGCGUGCUGGCAAUAGCAAGAGGCAUGUGCUCUUAGUAUUCAAGCUUUUAAGACGCUUCGCAACGCCGCUGACCUCCCAUUUCAUGCAGCAGGACGAAGCAACCGGACGGAAACGAAAGUAG